Dermatophagoides farinae (American house dust mite) is the source of this 1409-nucleotide messenger RNA. RefSeq names its product programmed cell death protein 2-like. The record is from RefSeq and is a predicted model, not a curated record. Lineage: Eukaryota; Metazoa; Arthropoda; Arachnida; Sarcoptiformes; Pyroglyphidae. Gene Ontology annotation, cellular component: cytoplasm; nucleus.
CGACUAGAUAGGGAAUGAAAGAAAAAAAAAUUAUUAUUCGCAAAGUGAAUGUCAAUAUUUACACUGCUACGAAUUUUGAACAUCGAAUUUUCGUUUCAUCCUCCAAAAUAAAUCGUAUUGAUUGAUCAAUGUCACUAUCAAAAAGUAUUGAUCUUGGUUUUGCUGAACCAUUCACAAAUGAAUGGCUAUCAAAAUCAAAAUAUUUUCCAUCAAAAAUCGGUGGUCAUCCAUCAUUUUUGGUAUUGAAUCCAAUUCUUGGUUAUGAUCAAUUAAAUUGUCGAAAAUGUCAGAAAACAAUGCGUUUCAUUUUACAAUUGUAUGCACCGAUCGAAUCGAAUGAACAAGCAUUUCAUCGACAAUUAUUUGUUUUCGGUUGUGGACGACAAGAACAAUGUUCGAAUCAAUUUCUCGUCUUUCGAUGUCAGUUACCACGGACGAAUCAAUUCUAUUCACAUGAUCCACCAGAUUAUGACAAAGACAGUGUUGAUUAUAAUCCCAAUCCACUGAAAUUUGGUCAAUCAUUAUGUCCAAUUUGUGGCAUACAUGCCAACAAGCGUUGUUCACAAUGUCUAAAAAUUUCUUAUUGUUCUCGAGAGCAUCAGAUUGUACAUUGGAAAAAAGGUGGCCAUAAAGAUAAAUGUCAGCAAAACGAUCAAGAAACAAAUGAUUCAAAUAAUGUUAGAUAUGAAAAUCUUGUUUUUCCAGAAUAUGAAAUAAUUAUUGAUGAAGCGGAUGAAACAGAAAACCAACCUGAUGAUCAAGAUGAUGUUAGUGAGAUGGAAAUGAAAAAAUAUCAGGACUAUGUCCACCAAAAUCAACCAUCAUGCCAAAAUGAAAAUAUUGAACAAUAUUUACCCGAAGAUGAAUGUAAUGAACAGGAACAGCAAACUUUUGAUCGUUUUCGGCAAGCUAUACGUCGUGGUGAAAUUAUCCGUUAUGAUUCUUAUUGGCAACAGCAAAAUUUAUUAAGCAAACAAUCCUUUGAUCGUAUCCUAUGGAUUUCAAAUCGUAACCGCAUUACGGAUGUACCGAAAUGUGAAAAUUGUGGCUCACAACGACGAUUCGAAUUUCAAAUCAUGCCCAACCUGUUGAAUAAAAUUCAGUUGUCCAAAAAUGAUCACAUGGACUGGGGAACAUUACUCGUGUUUACUUGUUCAAUGAAUUGUAUAAAAAUCAUCCAACUAAUGUGUUGGAUUUCUAUCAACCAGAAUAUAUUCAUAAUCAAACUAUUAGUUAGAUGUUGCUCAAAGCGACUUCUGCUGUUGGAAUUUUGUUAUUCAUAAAUGGUAUCCAUGGUUACAGGAAUAAUGGACUUUUUGAUUUUUCUAAUGUUUAUAUUGAUUCGAGUCAAACGAAUUUCUAUUCUUUGUGUCAUUUUCUUCAAGAAUAAAGUACAAAAGAUGAAUUUA